CGGAAGUUCUUUUUAAAGCAGCGAGUCCUGUAGGUAGAAGGGCAUCUGUCAGUGAAAAUGAUUGGCAAAAUCGUCGGUCAGAAGUAUAUAUCUAUCGCCAAGUCGUGGGUUCCUACUUUGGCCAUAUGGGGAACAACUGGAGGCGUGGCCUUGGUCUACUUCACAGACUGGCGUUUGAUCUUGGAUUAUGUUCCCUACAUCAGCGGCAAAUUUAAGAAGGAUGAGUAGAUCAGUCAGGUUGUUGCCGUUUCUUGUUUGCUCUGACGAACAUGGUGAGCAUGAACCUCUGCAGCCUGACUGUGGUCCUACUGCUGGAGAGCCCGUCAUUAUCAUCACCUCAGCCAACACUGAAAUGUUUUCAUCAACUUUCAAUGAAAUCCUUUAGCAUUUGAUGUUUUCAUUGUCUUCUGCCAGUGUAAACAAAAA
This is a messenger RNA of Cyprinodon variegatus (sheepshead minnow), 426 nucleotides long. It is a transcript of the gene uqcr11, whose product is annotated as cytochrome b-c1 complex subunit 10-like. Gene Ontology annotation, cellular component: mitochondrial inner membrane. Gene Ontology annotation, biological process: mitochondrial electron transport, ubiquinol to cytochrome c. NCBI's taxonomy places the organism in Eukaryota, Metazoa, Chordata, Actinopteri, Cyprinodontiformes, Cyprinodontidae. The record is from RefSeq and is a predicted model, not a curated record. The transcript is spliced from 3 exons. Bases 58 to 228 code for a protein of 56 amino acids.